AUGGACGAUCUGAAUAAGGAACUGGGUGGCGAUGACGCAAUAGGCCGAUGCGACGGCCAGAACAACAAAGCCGUUGCUCAGGCCAGAUGGCAUGGCAUAAGCCUUAGUGAACGGAUGAAAUCAAAUCGAUUAGCCGAAACGUAUGCAAAUGCCUCUUUGACUUUGGAUAGAAGGUCAAAACUGAAAAUGAGCCAUCAAGAGUCAUUCGACCUGAAUGAAGACAUCAAAACCAAAAGUGGAGUACUCGCAACUGUACUAGUUCUCACUCCGACCAUCGUUGUUCAUGCCCAACUCUCCGAGUGCCUCAAUGGAGGAAUUGGACGUGAGUUUGAAAAUAUCUUCAUCGAAACGGUAGCGACUGCAUGUAUAAAUGGAGCUUGCGUGAACAGCUCGUAUCGAUGCAUUACCACCAGUGUCGGCCAAGUGUGCUGUGAAAUAUCGCAGAUUCGAACCGUUGGUCAAACGGCAGUGACUAGCAGUGCUUGCGUCGAUCGUAUAAAUCCCCGGACAGGCAGAUCGGAUUGCCCGUAUGUGACGGGCCUAUGUGGCGAUGCGAGAUACCGUCAAAUCAUGCAGCAACAAUGUCCAAGAACUUGUGUAUGCCAGGAUCUGGUGAACACACUCACGGGAAUGUCCGACUGUGGAAGGAUGCAACAGUAUUGUCGAAAUCCUUACUAUCAAACACUUAUGAGUCAGCAGUGCCCAAGAACCUGCGGCUACUGCGCUGUCCAAGGCUAA
Molecule: messenger RNA, 738 nt
Organism: Haemonchus placei
Lineage: Eukaryota; Metazoa; Nematoda; Chromadorea; Rhabditida; Trichostrongylidae
Source: the annotation of a GenBank genome assembly